This is a messenger RNA of Protobothrops mucrosquamatus (brown spotted pit viper), 2804 nucleotides long. It is a transcript of the gene TGM4, whose product is annotated as transglutaminase 4. NCBI's taxonomy places the organism in Eukaryota, Metazoa, Chordata, Lepidosauria, Squamata, Viperidae. The coding region runs from base 75 to 2144 and encodes 689 amino acids. The record is from RefSeq and is a predicted model, not a curated record. Gene Ontology annotation, biological process: peptide cross-linking. Gene Ontology annotation, molecular function: protein-glutamine gamma-glutamyltransferase activity. The transcript has 14 exons.
AACAGAUAACACGAAACCUGUUACAAUUCCUGCUGCCUCUUGCAAAACCUGCAGGAGCAAAGCUGAAAAAAAAUAUGAGUAAGACAACUGGAGAUCCUCUGAAAGCUGUUGGGGUUGAUUUUCUCAAGGAUGACAACACCCAUCUUCAUCAUACCAAGGAGUUUUCCCAUAGUAGCCUAAUUGUGAGACGUGGGCAGGAAUUUCAGCUAAAAGUGACAUUUAGCAGGGAGCUGCAAGACAAUGACAAAGUCAUUCUACAGCUGAGCAUUGGUGAAACACCAAUGCCAUCCAAUGGGACUUUCAUAACCCUGAAUGCAAGGGCACAACAAGAUGCUCAACCAUGGCAUGCUAACAUUUGCCAAACAAAUGGGAAGGAGUGUCUAAUAGCUGUAACCAGCCCAGCUGAUGCAAUUAUUGGAAAAUAUCUUCUGAAAGUGGAUACAGGAUCUAAUAUUUAUAGUCCUACUCAGAAUUUUAUCUAUGUUUUGUUUAAUCCUUGGUGUCAAGCGGAUUAUGUUUUUAUGCCGGAUGAUGAUGAAAGAACUGAGUACAUCCUCAAUGAUACUGGCUACAUUUAUGUAGGAUCAGUAGCAAAUAUUCAUGGAAGGCCAUGGAAUUUUGGGCAGUUUGAAGAUGAUAUUUUGGAUUGCUGUAUGUACCUUCUGGACAAAAGUCAGCUCAAGCCAAGUGCUAAAAAGGAUCCGGUGAUCAUCUCCAGAGUCAUGUCAGCUUUGGUUAAUUGUGACGAUGAUUGUGGAAUUCUGCUUGCAAACUGGUCAGGACGUUAUAUUGGUGGCACAGCUCCUUUGGCCUGGACAGGAAGUGUCCCAAUUUUGCAACAAUAUUACAAGACACAGACAAGUGUCCUAUAUGGUCAGUGUUGGGUUUUCUCUGGAGUGGUUACCACAGUUAUGCGCUGUCUGGGGAUUCCAUGCAGAAGUAUAUCAAACUUUGCUUCAGCUCAUGAUACAGAGGAAAACCUUAAAGUGGACAUUUAUUUGGAUGAAAAAGGAAGAAAAAUAGAUUCAUUAACAAAUGAUUCAGUUUGGAACUUUCACGUAUGGAAUGAGGUCUGGAUGAAAAGAAUAGACUUGCCCAGUGGCUUUGAUGGUUGGCAGGCAAUUGAUGCCACACCUCAGCAAAGGAGCGAAGGAAUUUUCCAGUGUGGCCCAAGCCCAGUCAAGGCCAUCAGAAAUGGAGAAGUCUACCUUCCCUAUGAUUCUAAGUUUGUGUUUGCAGCAGUGAAUGCAGACAAGAUCUUUUGGUGUGUAAAGAAUGAGAAGAACACAAAAGACUGUGUCAAGCUGUGGGAAGAAAAUAAGGCAAUAGGGAAAAAAAUCAGCACUAAAGCUGUUGGGAAGAACAUCCGUGAAGACAUCACUACCCAAUACAAAUUUCUGGAAGAUACUCACGAGGAAAGAAAAGCUGUGGAAACUGCUUAUUCCUACCUUUCAAAACUUCCAAGCCAUGAAUCUAUAUCUAACCCACUGAAGACAAACCUGAAACUUGGGGUAGAAAAAAAAUAUACUUUGUGGCCUGGACAGCCAGUUGACCUGAACCUCAUUGUAGAGAAUGAAUCUGUGGGGAGUUGGAGUGGCUGCCUUUUUGCUUCUUGCCAGCUUGAAUCUUACACUGGGAAAGUGUAUGCAGACCUUUCAACAAUCAAGCAGAUGGUCCAGACUGAAGGCAAACCAGUUAUUCAAAUACCUUGGAAAAUAUCAGCUGAUACUUACAUGCAAACAGUUAUGUCUACUGAAGAUGAACUUCUGAUCAAAGUCAAUGUUAUUGCUGAAAUUCAAGAAACCAAUGAAAAAAUCACAAAACAGAUUAUUUUAAAUUUUGAGCACCCACCUCUCAAAAUUGAGAUGGCAGAUACUGCAAAGGUUAAUCAAGAUUUUACCUGUGCAUUUAUUUUCAAGAAUACAUUAUCCAUUCCAUUGGAAAACUGCAAGUUGUAUGUAGAAGGCCUGGGCAUUUUUAUAAUGGAAGUAUUUGAUCAAGGGGACAUACAACCUGGUAAAAUCUUUAAAUCCAAAAUAGUGUGUGCUCCAAAGAAGAGUGGACUGAAGAAGAUAGUGGCCAAACUGAAUUCUACCCAGCUAAAAGAAAUAACCGCGGAAAAGAUUAUUUCCAUCAUUGAAUAGUGGUGACGGUAUUCUCAAAGAUCAUCACUUGGUGGCACUAGAGAUAUAUGUUAUCAUUCAAGUCUCUAGAUUUUGCUUGCAGCCUUGAUUGUGGCUGAAAAGAUUAUAAAAGAAUUUAAGUAGCUUCAGGAGAUUACUAUUUUGAUUUUAUCUAGUGAAUAUUUAAUAGGUUAUUGAAAUAUGCUUUUAUGUUUGCAGAAUUCUGAUAAUUUAUAACCACUAAAGCCAUGAUAUGUGAAAUCUGGAAUCAGAAGGAAUUAUCUUUGUCUUCCUUCCUGGCAAUAUUUAUGCCUUCUCUUCUCAUUUUAUAAUUUGUAACUGUUCCUCACUGUAGUCUAAUUGCUAAUAUAUGCAACGUUACAAAGCUGCAUACAUUUUAUGUUCUUUCAUUUAUAAUAUGUUAAGUAGUAUUUGAUAUAUUAGACUGGCUUCAAGCUUACUUUCCAUGACUAAUGUAACUAACACAGAUUUCAAUAUUCUUUUCUACACAUGUAUACUCUAUGAACAUGAUUAAUUAUGAAGCACAAAUUAGUUCCUAAAAAUUCUUUAAGUGUUUAUAUCACCAAAAGUAAAUUAUGUUUCCUAAUUCAAAGUAUAUCUCCAUAUACUGUACUUUCUCUACCACUUCUAGUUAUGAAUUAAUAGUUCCUAUUCAAUAAA